Molecule: messenger RNA, 1137 nt
Organism: Plodia interpunctella (Indianmeal moth)
Lineage: Eukaryota; Metazoa; Arthropoda; Insecta; Lepidoptera; Pyralidae
Exons: 3
Coding region: 102-899 (265 amino acids)
Source: RefSeq, a predicted model, not a curated record
CUAGCUAGAGGGCGAGGGGCAGGCUGCAUGCGCCCGCGCCGCUGCGCACAGCCUACAGCCGCGUGCGCCACUCCUCCACUACCCGUCGGCCUGCGAGCAACAUGACGACGACGCCUCUCAAACUGUUACUCCUCGUGGCGGCGGUGAGCGCGGAGCCCGCCCCGGGCCGCGUGCCGAAGGUUUACAACGCUCUCAUCACCUCCAACCAAAACCUGGAGCCCAGCAAGGCAUACCCCGUGUACCAACCCGUGCUGCACGAGUCCUACUUCCCUUUUCAACCUGCUUUAUUUUAUGGAGACUACCCUCUCGGAAAUGGAAUUCAUAGAGAAUCGGCACAUCCGAAAGAUCCGCAACCUCACAUACCGACGGAGCCCGCCGCCCAAGUACCGCAAGACGUUCCAGCUUCCUCGGACCUGCCUCCGUCGCCUCCGCCCGAACCUUCAGAGAAGCCACAAAGUGAAGCCUCCACCGCACCUCCCCCGCCACCAAACACUGAAUCUCCCAUACCUUUAAACGAGUUCGGUUUGCCUCCACAAGUACUACCUCUGGGACGAAUAGACCCUGCUUAUCAGGGAUUUUCUCAAGUCGGUCCAUUUACCUACACAUAUCCAAGUUUUCGGUUCUACGAUCCCUUUGACCCCUUCAGUUUAAGCCCUUACGCACCUUUACCAUUGUACCGACCUCUGCCUAAUGUUUUGGCGCAGCCUCCUCCGGUACUAAAGACAGACAUUCCGACAGCUACGCCAGCGCAGGCAAAUCCUGAGCCUACAGCUCAAACUCCACCACCAGAACCAAAUGACCUGAAUAUUUUGAACUUCGAAUCAAAGGACCCUGCCAUACCCAACGUGCCACCACCGCCACUUCCUCAAGGAGGGCUAAAGUCUGACAAAUCUGCAUAGUGAUAAUUUUAAUUGUGUGACAAAGAAUAUCAAAUUAAAAUCUUCAGUUGUGUUGUGAAAGGACAGACCUGAGGCAAGCAAAAAAUAGUUCCUGGAGAUUAUUAAUUUAUUGUAAGUACCAAUUAGGUACAUUUAUAUUUUUAUCGUUUUGUAAUUUUCGCAUCGAUGUAUAAUUUAACUCCGCGAAUACAUAAUAUGCUAAUUAGUAAUUAAUUAAAUUAAAUGUGAUUUUAAAAUA